AUGGGUGCUAAGCCCCCGUUAGAAUUGGAAGUUGGAGGUUGUAUUCAGUCAUUGAAGAACGAGAAAACUGUGGGACCUAAUGGGCUUCUCUCUGUUAUUUUCAAGUUGUGCAAGAAAUUGUUCCGUAACUUUAUUUUCAGCCCUCCAAAAAUUGGUAGAAAUGAUUCAAAAGGGGGUGGUCAAGAUGGCAACAAACCAAAUAAGCCCGGUCGGGGAGGUGGACAGCGUGGUCCCAUUCGAGACGGGCAAGCACGAUUUGUACAGAGUUACUCGAUUUUCGAGACCGGGAUUGGAUGUGCUGUGAAGACGGAAAAACACGCGGUUGAAUUAUGCGAAGCACAACCGUCCGGGGCUAAACGAAAUGACAUCGCCGAGAUUCACGAGACCGAAGAGAAACACGACCCGAUGGAACACAGUGAUGCUUUUAUCACCGAUAUUAAACAACAGUUCAAAGAUGCGCCAACAAUAAUGCAAGAUUCAGCUGCUGGAGUGCAACAAACAGUGGAUCCGUUACGCGAUCUGGAUUUGUCGGAAGGUCGUAAUCACCGUGUUCCCUAUGAGUUCUUUCGAGAUUCAGAAAUGGGUCGCUUGUUUACAAUUCAACUCCCUGAUCAAUUGCUACCCUCAGACUUCGAUCAGAUCAAAGAGGGGACUUUUGGUAAAAUCCAGUUGCUGGACAAUCAUCAAGUUCGAUUGGUCGUAGGUGGUGUCACGUUCGAUCUGGUCAGUCCACGUGCACUAACCCACAGCUCGGAUGUCAUUCUGGUCAAUGACCGAGGAGAUGAUCUGGUUCGAUUGAAUUGUCUCGGUCAUCUAGAUCAAUCUAUGGUGGCAGUCCCCAAUUUGGAAGAGUUUGUCCGUAUUGGCCAAUAA
Echinostoma caproni is the source of this 873-nucleotide messenger RNA. The record is from the annotation of a GenBank genome assembly. Lineage: Eukaryota; Metazoa; Platyhelminthes; Trematoda; Plagiorchiida; Echinostomatidae.